AGUAGGGCAAAAAGUGAAUGAAUGGAAGCAAUAAAAGAGCAAAUGCUGCAACGCGCAUAAAGGAUUUAUCAAAACAUAAUUAAAGACUUGUGUAUUUUAGUAUUACGUCUGUAAUCCGUCGUGAGUGCGGAGCCCAGUGUUUCGAGUGUGCUAGUUUGGAAACCCGUGCAAGAUGGCUGCCAUGGCCAGCGGACGACCACGCGAGCGUCUGCUCUAUGCCUUCCGUGGAUGGAUAGCCUUUGUGGCCUUCAUGGACCUGGGCACGGCAUUUCGUAGUUAUAUCGAGCGGCGGAGCUUCCUGGGCGAUCACAGCGACACGCAGUUCAUCGAAGGGGACUACACCAUAUCCCGUAUCAUUGGCAUGUACUGCCUGCUCAAGGCGAUUGCACUGGUCCACUGCACCCUCUACAUACACUACAGACCGGUCGUAAGCAUGGGCGGCUGUUCCUUGGCCCUCACCAUGGUCUUCUAUGCCACUGAGGCUCUCUACUUUCGCUCAAGCACACUCAACUUCUACGUGAUCUUCCCCUGCGUACUGAAUUCUAUUACACUCUUGGGACUGAUUUACAUACCCAGACGACUGCGCCUAUGGGAGCCCAAUAUGGAUCUGGAUGAUGAAAACUCACAGUUGCUAAAGCAGAUGACGGGCUUCAAGCGAAGGCGUACGAAAAAGCAAUAAUUUCAUGUUUAACAUGGACUAUAAUUACACGAAGGAAACCAACCCAAUUGGGGUUCCCAUGAGAACAGUAUUGUGGAGGUCGCGGAGAGAGAAUCGCAUAUUAUCCGCAUUGGACUGCAUUGGUGUGAUA
Molecule: messenger RNA, 809 nt
Organism: Drosophila subobscura
Lineage: Eukaryota; Metazoa; Arthropoda; Insecta; Diptera; Drosophilidae
Exons: 5
Coding region: 173-679 (168 amino acids)
Cellular component (GO): endoplasmic reticulum; membrane
Molecular function (GO): protein-macromolecule adaptor activity
Source: RefSeq, a predicted model, not a curated record